Messenger RNA from Melopsittacus undulatus (budgerigar), 3775 nucleotides. RefSeq names its product tyrosine 3-monooxygenase/tryptophan 5-monooxygenase activation protein gamma (gene YWHAG). Gene Ontology annotation, cellular component: cytoplasm. Gene Ontology annotation, molecular function: protein kinase C binding. The record is from RefSeq and is a predicted model, not a curated record. The coding region runs from base 165 to 908 and encodes 247 amino acids. Gene Ontology annotation, biological process: intracellular protein localization; signal transduction. The transcript is spliced from 2 exons. Lineage: Eukaryota; Metazoa; Chordata; Aves; Psittaciformes; Psittaculidae.
CGCACAGCAGCGGGUGCAGCCGCCGCCGCCUCAGCCGCAGCAGCGCCCGGAGCCGCCGCCCGCCCUCCUUCCUCCUCCUCCCGUUACGCCCUUCCUCAUCCUUCCUCCUCCUCCUCCUCCUCCCGGAGCCCGCAGCCUCCUCGCCCGACCCCGGCCCCGUCACCAUGGUGGACCGCGAGCAGCUGGUGCAGAAGGCCCGGCUGGCCGAGCAAGCCGAGCGGUACGACGACAUGGCGGCCGCCAUGAAGAACGUGACGGAGCUGAACGAGCCUCUGUCCAACGAAGAGAGGAACCUGCUGUCCGUGGCCUACAAGAACGUGGUGGGCGCCCGGCGCUCCUCCUGGCGCGUCAUCAGCAGCAUCGAGCAGAAGACCUCUGCUGAUGGCAACGAGAAGAAGAUCGAAAUGGUCCGUGCCUACCGCGAGAAGAUCGAGAAGGAGUUGGAAGCCGUGUGCCAGGAUGUGCUGAGCCUGCUGGACAACUACCUGAUCAAGAACUGCAGCGAGACGCAGUACGAGAGCAAAGUCUUCUACCUGAAGAUGAAAGGGGACUAUUACCGCUACCUGGCCGAGGUGGCCACCGGUGAGAAGAGGGCGACCGUGGUGGAGUCCUCGGAGAAAGCCUAUAGCGAAGCCCAUGAGAUCAGCAAGGAGCACAUGCAGCCCACCCACCCCAUCCGGCUGGGGCUGGCGCUCAACUACUCCGUUUUCUACUACGAGAUCCAGAACGCUCCGGAGCAGGCCUGCCACCUGGCCAAGACGGCCUUCGACGACGCCAUCGCCGAGCUCGACACCCUCAACGAGGACUCCUACAAGGACUCAACGCUCAUCAUGCAGCUCCUCCGUGACAACCUAACGCUCUGGACGAGCGAUCAGCAAGAUGAUGAUGGUGGUGAAGGCAACAACUAGACCCCCCCCCGAUGGACUGGCAGCCGCACGCUGAUGCUAACUACUGCAGUCUUUAUUUUUUUCCCACGCGUGGGGGGGGGUGUCGGGGGUUGGGGGGGGGACAAGGGAGGGGACCCCUUCCCAGGGAGGCCCCCCACUCCCUGUCUUUGAUUGCCUCGUUGACAUUAUUGCCAAAACACCACUAGUGGAAGUCAGGCUGGCUGUGCUGGUAAUGGAAUAGCAGCCUCACUGGCAUAUGGACUGUUCUGUAGAUUAUUAAUACAAGUGGAGCUGUCUUUAAUUUAACUUUAUUGCUAGAAAUCAAACACACACACACACAAAAACACAUUAAAAAAGAAAAAAAAGGGGGUUUUAAGGUGAAUUCGUGUGGAUGGAAUGGCCCUCGUUUCCUAAAGGAACACAAGGAGAGCAAACAAACAAACAAAAACAGAGAGUUGUGUGGUUCCAGUCAGGAAUUGUGUGGUUCCAGUCAGGAAUUGUGUGGUUCCAGUCAGGAAUUGUGUGGUUCCGGUCAGGAAUUGUGUGGUUCCAGUCAGGCUUUGUGCGUUUGUUUCCGCAGUCCAAGUGCCGUGUGUCCGUCCCCCAUCGUGGGGCAUCUCUCUGCGGUGCUCUGCCUGGCAGGGCACAGCCUCAAAUCCCCACAUCCAGAAGGAGUUAAGAACUAAGGAAUUCCAGGCUCGCAGAGCUCGGGGGGGGUUUAGGCCAUCCCAUCUUUCUGGGUGAUUCUUUUUGGUCCGAGGUAUUCCGUAGGGUAGCUGGCAGUAUUAACACUAAAUUGCAGUUUACAGUAUCUCUACAUUACAGCCAUAUGACAUCAAGCCUUUUGAUUGUCUUGUGUUCUCUUCUUUCUUCUUUGCUAGUUCUUUUGGCUUGCCUUUCCUGAUCAGUCCUCGCCUGUGGACUGGCUUUAGCUAUUCUGUGUGGCCCAAGGCAAGAAGACCGCCUGCCUGAGGAACAUCAAAGCUGCUCUAGUUUUAUGGUCAACAGCUUAUACCAGGUGCUUGGCUAGCGGCUGUUUCAACUCUUUCCAAGUCCACAGCAAAAAGGUGUAAGAACUUCAAUUAGACAAGGGGGAAGUGUUCAAACUUAACAAAAAAAUGCCACUUAAAUAAUAAUAAUAAAAUAAUAAUAAUAAUAAUAAAAAAAUAAUAAAAAAGAGCAUUCAGGUCUGUAUGUCAUGUACUGUGUUUGGUAUUUCAAAAGACCAUCCUGAUUUUUGAGGUGCCACAGCUGCUUCCUCAGGGAUUGCACUGCCAUUUCACUUCUGCCUGACUUUCUCCCACUGUACCAUGAGGUUUGUCAGCAGAUCCCUGGCACCCAGGCUCCCUUGUUUGUCACCAGGGAAGCCGGGUGUGUUUUUCCUUUCUCCUGGGGAAGCUUGUGGUGUAAUGAGUGAACUUCAGGAGCUUAGAAACUAACGUGGUAGAGAAAUCCCUAACGGGAAGAGCUACAAUCAUAGACAUUUCUAUCGCCCAUCAGGAGCCCAGGAACUUAGUUCUCUUCUUAGCAAAGUCUUUUCCCAAGAGCUGAUCUGGCCGGGGUGGGAAACGGGACAUCCGUGUUGCUUAGCAGGGAAUAGCUCACCCUGUUUGGAGUAAACUUCCUUCUGGCUUCAGUUCCCCAUCGCUGUUGGAAGCUUGCUGCCACCAUCCAGCUCAUCCAAGGGAAGCCCCAUGCUCCUGCAGGUCUGAUCCCACUUCAGAAGCAGGCUUUGUUCCUGUCCCUUGUGAGAGCAGGGUGCUGUGUGCUGCAUGCAUGGCUUGCACAUGGGGGUGCUGCUCCGGCUCCCCCCGUCACACAAAGCCACUAUCCCGACUCCUUGUGGAGCGAGCAGAGCCCUGUACUCCAGGGAAUGCCAUGGAGAUGCUGGUAAAGCUGGUUUGGACUGGGAUGCCUCCACAGACAGGGUUUGUGCCCAGCAGCACAUCCCAUGGUGGGAUGCUCGCAGUGCCAUGGGCUGGAAGAUGGCUUUAAGCUUCUUACCUUCCUUUGCUCACCCCAUGAGCAGCAUCAUCCCGGCUCUAUCAUUGGAAGUGAUUUAGGAAUUACAAAACCCAUCUCUUUCUUUGCUUGGGUUUUUUGGCCUUUUGGUUUGGUUUUCCCUUUCAUUUCCCUUCUGUUUUGGCUUCUGCUCUGGCUGCUUUAGGAAACUUCCGCAGGAGAGAUGGCACAAGAGGGCUCAAAAGGGAGUCUGGGGGUCAGGGGCUUGAGUUUUGAAGCAGCUUGAAUGGUUUCUUUGGUUUUCUAAGAGAUGCACUUGCCUAUGAUACUGUCUCUCCAGUGAACUGAUUACUGCUCCAUUACUCUAUUGAUACAAUAUUGUGCAUGCUAGUGUCGUAUUUCUAUACAGUAGCUUGAAAUUUAUUAACUUAUACUGUAGAUGUUCUGUAUUCCUAUGACAAAAUAGUCUUCAAAACCCCAGUUUUUAACUUUUUUUUCCCUUUUUUUCUGGUUUUUAAUUUAUUUUCUGUUCUUUUUUCUCUCUUUCCCCUUCCUUUUCCUUUCUGGGGGGUACAGUUUGCUCUCUCCCGAUCGUGAUCGUAACAAACUGAUCUGUUCUGGGUGUUGCUCUAGUGACAUGCGAUUCUAUAGGAUUUUCUUUUUUGUUCUGAAAACAGGAAAACAGCGACAAAAAAACCAACAAAAAACACAAAAAAAGACAAAAAAGACAAAAAAAAGGAAAAAAAAGAAGACACCAGUGUUAGCUUAACCUUAAUGUCUGGUGUUCGUCAUGGUGAAACUAUAACUAUCGCAGUGUAGGAGAACAAUGACUGUGUUCUUUGAAUGAGCCUUUGUUUGUGCUUUUCGUCAUGUUAUGCAGUGAAACUCUUUUUAAGGUCGAAAUCAGUGAUUCUUCAUUUUCCCUC